CCUCCAUCAAUCAUGUUUCUCCACCGAUUCUCUCUAUAUAAACCUUAUCAUCCAUCAAAGUUUCAGAUAACGAAGAGCAAGCACUGUAAACUGUAUUCAUAACACAGAUCAUGUCAUCCGUAGUAAAUUUCACUUCUUCCAGCGAUAACAAUGACGGCGGUUAUGAACAGCUCGAUUUUCUCAAUAAAAUAAGUUGUCCGACGGUUGAUGGUGCCGCUAAUUUGUCACUUUCACCGGAGACGUUUCUGGAAGCUGCCGUUGCUCUCAAAGAGCAGGUGGUGAAAGUGACGUGGACGGAGGUGUGCGCCGGAGGUGUGGAAAUAGUGGAUCCAACGGUUUACACAGGUUUGUUAGGGACUGCGUUCACCUGCCUGCGGUUCUAUGAAGCUACUGGUAGUCACCGGGAUUUGCAAUUGAGCGCUGAUAUCGUCGACGCUUGUGCUACUAAUACUUCCACUAGGUAUAUGACAUUUUUAUGUGGAAGAGGAGGCAUAUAUGCCUUAGGUGCAGUGAUAGCGAAUCACUGCGGAGAUCAUCGCAAGCGUGAUUUUUAUCUUGCCGAAUUUAUGGAGCUGGCACAAGAGACGGCCCUCCCUGCGGGACCUGAGGAAGGCGGUUUUGGAAUGUCGUAUGAUCUUCUUCACGGCCGUGCGGGUUUCUUAUGGGCUGCAUUAUUCAUAAACAAACACAUCGGUCAAGAAACAGUGCCAUCCGAUACCCUCAAUCCGAUAGUCAAAGCAGUGAUAGCUGGAGGAAGAGCCGGUGCACCUGACCACGCUAUGUGCCCGUUGAUGUACAGAUGGCAUGGGACCAGAUACUGGGGUGCGGCUCAUGGGCUCGCUGGCAUAUUGCAUGUGUUGCUUCAUUUCCCGUUAUCUGAAGAAGACGCGGAGGAUGUAAAAAAGACUUUAAAAUACAUGAUGAGCAAAAGGUUCCCUCAUACAGGCAAUUACCCAUCUAGUGAAGGUAAUGCAAGGGAUAAUUUGGUUCAGUGGUCUCACGGUGCCGGUGGCAUGGCUAUAACCCUGUGCAAGGCUUCUCAAGUUUUCCCACAUGAUCGAGAGUUGCGUGAUGCAGCAAUCGAAGCAGGAGAAGUGGUGUGGAAGAGCGGGUUAGUGGAGAAAGCAGGGCUUGCGGACGGUGCUUCUGGGAACGCAUAUGCUUUCCUUGCGCUAUAUCGGCUAACGGGAGACGCUAUUUAUGUGGACCGUGCCAAGGCGUUUGGUGGGUUCUUGUAUGCCAAUGCUAGGAAGCUUAUGACUAGCACCACUUCUCAUGGACUUGACCAUGGGUUUUCCCUUUUUCAAGGGCUUGCUGGAGUAGCUUGCCUUUGGUCUGACCUGGUCAGACCAGAGGACUCUAGGUUUCCUGGGUUUGAAAUCUAAAAUUUUUAUAUCAUUGGGUUUUAUGUAAUGAUACUUUUAGGUGGUUGGUUAAGUAGUUGGUAUGUAACGAUACCGUUUUCUAACAUUCAUGUCUCACAAUCUAAAAGUUAUGUACUAGGGGUGUUCAAACAACGAAACCGUCUAAACUAUUUAAUAUGUCGACUGGUUUGAGAUUUAAACAGUUCAGUUUAA
Molecule: messenger RNA, 1577 nt
Organism: Helianthus annuus (common sunflower)
Lineage: Eukaryota; Viridiplantae; Streptophyta; Magnoliopsida; Asterales; Asteraceae
Product: lanC-like protein GCL1
Exons: 4
Coding region: 111-1385 (424 amino acids)
Biological process (GO): peptide modification; carbohydrate metabolic process
Cellular component (GO): plasma membrane
Source: RefSeq, a predicted model, not a curated record